Molecule: messenger RNA, 359 nt
Organism: Triticum dicoccoides
Lineage: Eukaryota; Viridiplantae; Streptophyta; Magnoliopsida; Poales; Poaceae
Product: flavonol 3-sulfotransferase-like
Exons: 1
Coding region: 22-330 (102 amino acids)
Molecular function (GO): sulfotransferase activity
Source: RefSeq, a predicted model, not a curated record
CUUUUCUUGAAGUAUGAGGAGAUGAGGGCCGAACCGGUCAAGCACGUCAAGAUGCUCGCCAAGUUCCUCGGUGUCCCCUUCACCGAGGAGGAGAUGAGAUGUGGAGUUGUAGAGGGUGUCGUGCACCUGUGUAGCUUCGAUAAGCUCAGGAGCAUGCCGGUCAACUCAUCGGGAGUAACUGAUAGGAUUGGUGGGGUGCCAAUGGAGAACUCUUCCUACUUUAGGGCCGGGAAGGUCGGUGACUGGGCAAACCACUUGACGGAAGAGAUGUCAAAGAAGCUGGAUGCCAUUGUUGAGGAGAAGCUGAGAGGAUCAGGUCUCACAUUUUGACAUCUCGGUGUCAUGUUGAACUAUGUGCA